Molecule: messenger RNA, 1191 nt
Organism: Rangifer tarandus platyrhynchus (Svalbard reindeer)
Lineage: Eukaryota; Metazoa; Chordata; Mammalia; Artiodactyla; Cervidae
Source: the annotation of a GenBank genome assembly
AUGGGAUCAUCGAGGGAGAACGUUUCCAAGCUUCAACUACACUCUGUGGAUUUAGGAACCACAAAGACGCGAAACGCUGAACAAAUUAAGAAUGCAAGUGUGAGAGACACGUUCGGCUGGAACACAAAAAAAGAAAAGCAAGACCACUUGAAAUUGGAACGGCUCUGGGACCGGUGGGCACCCUCGCGGGCCCGGGACCGGGAUCCCGCUGGAGUCGCAGCCGCCCGCCCGGCGCCGCCGCCCGGCAGCCCACCCGCGUCCUCCACGCGGGGCGCGUGGCUAACCAACGGCGACAAAGCGGACCCCACAACUUCCCCGCGCCGGGGCCCAAGACCGGGCCGGGGUGCUCGGCGCUGGAGGACCGGGCCGGGGUGCUCGGUGCUGGAGGACAGACCCCGGCCGCCGGCGGGCCGCGCCUCGUUGCGGGGGGCCCCGCGAGCGCGGGACGCUGAGACCUCGAAGGGGGCGCGCCCGCCGGCCCGCCCGGCCCUGCGCGCCCGGGUCCCCGGCGUGUCGCUCGCGCCGCCGCCGCCUCGCUCCUCGCGUACAGGAACGGGAGUCCCGGCGCGGAGUCCGCCGCCGUCCCGGCAACCACCCGCCCUGGCUGGCUGCUUCUUACCUGGCUGCGCCCGCCGCGCCCCGCGCCUCAGAGAGCCGAGAGCCGCCGCCCGAGCCGCUGCCACCGCUCCGCCCGCCCCGGCGCCCGCGGCCGCGCCGCCGCCAUCUUGGCUCCGGUCGGAAGUGACGUCGGGCGGCGCCGGCCGCGCGACCUCCGGGACCCGCGCCGCCCGCGCCGUAGCCGAGGGCCGCGACCCCCGACUGCGCAGACCCCGACGCGCCUCCACCGGAGGACCCCGACCCAGGCCUCACACGCGCCGAGGCCUCAGCCAGGGCCGCCCUGGCUCCGAGGUGUGUUCGCCCGGGAGCCCCGACCUCGGUUCUCGCUGGCACGACGACCGGGACUGCACACGUCCCGACACGCGGCCGCCCUCAGAGGGACCCCGAGGACCCCGGCUGCCAGGCCCGGGCUUGCCACCACCAGUCUGCCUGCACCAAAGGCUUGGGAUUCUGCGCAAUCGAAAGUUACUACGAGAACCUGGAGGGAAAAAGAAAAUGGCUUCACCACUAAGUCCCUGUCAGAUGAGGAAAACAGACCCCUUUUCUUCACUUGUAUCUAAAGGACCAGUUUAG